UUCGCCGACAGAACAAACAAAAGCAAAACACAAACGAGUUUUAAAACAAAAAUGUUAUUAACAAUUAAAUGCGCUCAGAAUGUGUUUAAGCCGAACUUUCAGAAAGUGGCCAAUCUGCUUGCCAGUCGGUAUAAUUCAGGUUUAUCCCACGGCACUGUAACAACAGCAACGAGACGAAGCAGCUCGCAAAUCUCAGUUCUGUAUUCGCCAGCAGCGAGAGAAGCAGCAACGGCAACAGUAGCAACUGGUGGCAGCGCAAAUCUCCGGAGAUUAUACGGCACUCAAAACUCUGAAACCCCAGCAACGAAAACCACAUCGAAAAAACGAAAAAUGGUGGUGCGACUAAACGAACAGGAGCGUGCUGAGAAGCUGCAACCUCUUCUAGAAGCCGGCUGGACUUUGGUAGAAGGUCGCGAUGCCAUCUUCAAGCAGUUCGUACUGAAGGACUUCAACCAGGCCUUCAGCUUCAUGACAGGCGUGGCCCUUCUGGCCGAGAAGAUAAACCAUCAUCCCGAGUGGUUCAACUGCUACAACAAGGUCGACGUAACCCUGUCCACACAUGAUGUAGGCGGUCUCAGUUCGCAGGAUAUUCGCAUGGCCACUCAUUUGGAGACCACGGCCAAUUUGUUGAAAUAAACGCAUUGUUAUACUAGUUACUAGUUGUGUCUAUAAUCUCUGGAGUCCAAUAAAUACUUAGCUCAGCAUCGAUUUGCUGAAAAUUUGAUAA
Drosophila eugracilis is the source of this 727-nucleotide messenger RNA. It is a transcript of the gene Pcd, whose product is annotated as pterin-4-alpha-carbinolamine dehydratase. Lineage: Eukaryota; Metazoa; Arthropoda; Insecta; Diptera; Drosophilidae. The record is from RefSeq and is a predicted model, not a curated record. The coding region runs from base 52 to 636 and encodes 194 amino acids. Gene Ontology annotation, molecular function: 4-alpha-hydroxytetrahydrobiopterin dehydratase activity. Gene Ontology annotation, biological process: tetrahydrobiopterin biosynthetic process. The transcript is spliced from 3 exons.